AUGCAAUCAACACUCGGAGAUGUAUUGAUUAUGAGACAUAGUUAUUCGAUAUUUAUUAUAACACAUCAAACAAAUAAUGCCUUUCGGAAAUCAAGAACAAUUCCAGCUGCCGGAAAACAAUGGCAUAAGACCUGUUAUCGAUGUGGUCUUUGUAAGAAAAUGUUAGAACCUAUGAUAAUGGCUGAACAUGAAGGUAAUAUUUAUUGCAAACAAUGUUAUGGCCGUAAAUUUGGUAUUCGUGGUGUUGGAUUUGGUGUUGGUGCUGGAGCACUUGCUAUGGAUACUGGUGAUCGAUUUGGAAAUACUGAAUCACUUACAAAUAAACCAAAUUAUGCUACUCCACCUGGUGCUUCACUCGCUGGUAAAGCUGUUCCUGAAGCAUAA
Molecule: messenger RNA, 384 nt
Organism: Rotaria sp. Silwood1
Lineage: Eukaryota; Metazoa; Rotifera; Eurotatoria; Philodinida; Philodinidae
Source: the annotation of a GenBank genome assembly